Messenger RNA from Phyllopteryx taeniolatus (common seadragon), 2360 nucleotides. RefSeq names its product neurofilament medium polypeptide-like. The record is from RefSeq and is a predicted model, not a curated record. Bases 33 to 1955 code for a protein of 640 amino acids. NCBI's taxonomy places the organism in Eukaryota, Metazoa, Chordata, Actinopteri, Syngnathiformes, Syngnathidae. Gene Ontology annotation, molecular function: structural constituent of cytoskeleton. The transcript has 5 exons. Gene Ontology annotation, cellular component: postsynaptic intermediate filament cytoskeleton; cytoplasm; intermediate filament. Gene Ontology annotation, biological process: neurofilament bundle assembly.
GGGCGCUGCCGCCUCUUGCUGCAGUCCCCAAAAUGAGUUUCACGGCGGAGAGCCACUUUCUCUGCCCGAGCGGGCUCCGCAAGGCUCGGCCGGCCUCGGUGUCCUCCAGCGGCUUCCACUCCGAGCGCCGACGCCUCACCUCGGGCCAGCCGUCCUCCGGGAGCGAGAAGGAGAUCCUGCGGGCGCUCAACGACCGCUUCGCCGGCUACAUCGACAAGGUGCGCAGCCUGGAGAUGCGCAACCGCAACCUGGAGGCGGAAGCGGCGGCUUUGCGGCAGCGCCAGAGCGGCCGAGCGUCGGUGGCGGAGUACUACGAGCGUGAGCUGGACGACCUCCGCGGGCUCGUGCGCCAGCUUAGCGGGGACAAGGGUCGCGCGGCCGCGGAGUACGAACGCCUGGAGGAGGACAUCCAGCGGCUGCGGGCCCGCCUGGAGGAGGAAGCUCGCGGCCGGGAGGAGCUGGACGCCGCCGCGCGGGCUAUGAAGAAGUACGUGGACGAGUGCCAGCUGGGCCGGACGGAGCUGGACAGGAAAGCGGGCGCCCUGGACGACGAGGCCGCCUUCCUCAAGAAGAACCACCACGAGGAAGUGGCCGAGCUCCUGGCGCACAUUCAGGGCGCGCAGAUGACCUUUGACCUGCGUGACUCGCUCAAAGCGGAUGUGACCGGAGCCUUGCGGGAGAUCCGCGCACAGCUCGACUCCCACGCAACCGAGAGCGCCAUGCAAGCAGAGGACUGGUACAACGUGCGCAUGGAGCGUCUGACAGAGGCGGCCAGGUCCAACCAAGACGGCAUCCGCGGGACCCAAGAGGAGAUCGUGGAAUACCGCCGUCAGGUCCAGAGUCGCACCAUCGAGCUGGAGACUCUCCGAGGAACCAAGGGGUCCCUGGAGAGGCAGUGUAUGGAGAGUGAGGACAGACACCAGGAAGACCUCGACUCACUUCAGGACACCAUCAAUCAUUUGGACUCAGAGCUGAAAAACACAAAAUGGGAGAUGGCCAGCCAGCUAAAGAAUUAUCAGGAGCUACUGAAUGUGAAGAUGGCUCUCGAUAUUGAAAUAGCCGCUUACAGAAAGCUCCUGGAGGGAGAAGAGAGUCGUCUUGUGUCAGGAAGUCCCUAUUGCUACUUGGAUCGUAGAAUUUCGGCACAUUUGAAAGUGAAAGAAGAUAAAGUGAUUGUUGAAGAGCAGACAGACGAGACUCAGGUCACGGAGGUGACAGAAGAGGAGGAAGACGGUGAGGAAGGCAAAAAGGAAGAAAAAGCACAGGAAAAGGAGGAUGACAAAAGAGAGGACGCGGCCAAGCAAGAGGAGAUGCCCGAAUUGCCAGAGAAAGUCCCGAAUUCCCCUCAGGCAAAAUCUCCCCCAAAAUCACCAGAGAAAGUCUCCAAUUCUCCUCAGCCAAAAUCCCCACCAGCCAAAUCUCCUGCACAGUCACCAAAAUCCAAAUCUCCUCCUCCCAAGACACCUGAACCUCCAGAGGAGAAUGUCAAGCCUGCGCCUGCUCCCAAAGACGACACUAAGGAGGAGAAAAAGGACAAGCCUCAGCCUGCUAAAGAUGAAAAGAAGGAGCCAUCAGUUCAAAAGGAAAAGAACGAAGCAGAGAAUAAAGAGGAGGAUGACAAACCUGAUGUAAAGAAAGCAAGCCAAGCAUCUGAGGUGCCAAAGAAGGAAGAAACUCCAAAAGCUGCAAAGCCUGCUGAGAACAAUGCUCCGGUCUCCAAACCUAAAGAGGAGGCUUCUACCCCAGUUGAGAAGCCCUCUGCUCCUAAAUUGGCAAAGGCAGAGCCAGAGAAAACAGAGAAGAAGCAGGAGGAGAAACCUACGCCAAAAGUUGAACCCGAGAAACCGGAGAGCAAGAAACCAGAAGAGAAAACGGAGACCAGUAAAGGAGCCGACAACAGCGGGAAGAAAUCUCCUGGCACAGAAUCCAGACACAAAGGAAGACAAGGGCAAUAAGUAAAGCUAGAGUGGACAAAAAAACCAAACUUUAUGGGUGAGAGCAAGAAGGAUGCUCAAGCAUAAGCAAUCUUUAUUUUGACUGUCCUGCUCCUAAUGUAUGCACCAUUCAAGCUCGUAUUGUCUGGAGGUAACACUGUUUAUCAAGCUCUUUAAGUGAAUGUGCAUUUACACCGUACCUGCACCAGGCCUUCAAGGACAGAUGCCAAGCCACAAAUAAUAUAUUUAAAUAUAUACAAAUAUCUAUGCUAUAUUAUAUUUGCUAUAUUAGUAAUUAGUAAGACAGAUCUGGAUGCUUGUUGUGCACUUCAUUUCUCCUGCGAUGCUCUGACAAUAUUGACUGUGAUCUGUAGAAACCUGCUAAACUGACCAAUUGCAAAACAAAAAUAAAGAAUGACAACACAA